Molecule: messenger RNA, 3506 nt
Organism: Brassica oleracea var. oleracea
Lineage: Eukaryota; Viridiplantae; Streptophyta; Magnoliopsida; Brassicales; Brassicaceae
Product: calcium-transporting ATPase 2, plasma membrane-type
Exons: 8
Coding region: 232-3276 (1014 amino acids)
Biological process (GO): calcium ion transmembrane transport
Cellular component (GO): membrane; intracellular membrane-bounded organelle
Molecular function (GO): ATP hydrolysis activity; ATP binding; calmodulin binding
Source: RefSeq, a predicted model, not a curated record
AUAUGUUGCACUCAAUGACUCGGUCAAAAUCAAUAACACACAAAAAGCUCACAACUUUCCCUUUCCUCCAUUUAAAAAAGCUUCCGACUUUUCUUCCUCACCCACAAAAUUAAACUUUGUGUGUUCUCUCUCCCCACGAAAUAAGCAGAAACAUUGAUUCCUUUUGAAAACAGAGCCUUCAAAACAGAGAAGCUGGAGGAGGAACAAAGAAGAAGAUCGUAGAGGAGGAAGAUGGAGAGUUACCUGAACCAAAACUUCGAUGUGAAGGCGAAGCAUUCCUCUGAGGAAGCUCUCGAGAAAUGGCGCAACCUCUGCGGCGUCGUCAAGAAUCCCAAACGCCGUUUUCGCUUCACCGCUAAUCUCUCCAAACGUUAUGAAGCGGCUGCCAUGCGCCGCACCAACCAGGAGAAAUUGCGGAUCGCAGUUCUCGUCUCAAAAGCCGCCUUUCAAUUCAUCUCUGGUGUGGCUCCAAGCGACUACACCGUCCCCGAAGAAGUCAAAGCCGCAGGCUUUGACAUCUGCGCCGACGAGCUAGGCUCAAUGGUCGAAAGCCACGACGUGAAGAAAUUAAAGUUCCACGGUGGAGUCGACGGUCUCGCAGGCAAGCUCAAGGCAUCUCCCACCGAAGGACUCUCCACAGACGCUGCUCACUUAUCCCAAAGGCAAGACCUUUUCGGCAUCAACAAGUUCGCGGAGAGCGAGCUCAAAAGCUUCUGGGUGUUUGUAUGGGAGGCUCUUCAAGACAUGACGCUUAUGAUCCUCGGCGUCUGCGCGUUCGUGUCUUUGAUCGUUGGGAUAGCUACCGAAGGAUGGCCUAAAGGGUCCCACGACGGUUUAGGCAUCGUGGCGAGUAUUCUCUUGGUUGUGUUUGUUACCGCCACUAGUGAUUAUCGCCAGUCUUUGCAGUUUAGGGAUUUGGAUAAGGAGAAGAAGAAGAUCACUGUUCAGGUGACUAGGAGUGGGUUCAGACAGAAGCUGUCUAUCUACGACUUGCUUCCUGGUGACAUUGUUCAUCUAGCCAUUGGUGAUCAAGUCCCGGCUGAUGGACUCUUCUUGUCUGGAUUCUCUGUUGUGAUAGAUGAGUCUAGUUUGACCGGCGAGAGCGAGCCUGUGAUGGUGAACGCGCAGAACCCUUUCCUUUUGUCCGGGACCAAAGUGCAAGACGGGUCUUGUAAGAUGCUUAUCACAACAGUUGGGAUGAGGACUCAGUGGGGGAAGCUGAUGGCGACUCUGACCGAAGGAGGGGACGACGAAACUCCGCUGCAGGUGAAGCUCAACGGAGUUGCUACCAUCAUUGGCAAAAUAGGUCUCUUCUUCGCUGUGGUGACCUUCGCGGUUUUGGUGCAAGGGAUGUUCAUGAGGAAGCUCUCGACGGGGACUCACUGGAUAUGGUCUGGCGAUGAAGCCUUGGAGCUUCUUGAGUACUUUGCGAUCGCUGUGACGAUCGUUGUGGUUGCGGUUCCUGAAGGGUUGCCUUUGGCUGUGACGCUUAGCCUCGCCUUUGCCAUGAAGAAAAUGAUGAAUGAUAAGGCUCUUGUUAGGCACUUAGCAGCUUGUGAGACUAUGGGAUCCGCAACUACCAUUUGCAGCGACAAGACAGGUACGCUCACAACCAAUCACAUGACCGUUGUGAAGUCAUGCAUUUGCAUGAACGUGCAAGAUGUUGCAAACAAAGGGUCUAGCUUGCAGUCAGAGAUCCCUGAAUCUGCUCUGAAGCUAUUGAUUCAAUCCAUUUUCAACAACACCGGAGGCGAAGUAGUUGUGAACAAACACGGCAAGACCGAGAUCUUGGGGACGCCGACAGAGACAGCUAUCUUGGAGCUUGGACUGUCUCUUGGUGGUAACUUCCAAGAAGAGAGGAAGUCUUAUAAAGUAAUCAAAGUUGAGCCAUUCAACUCCACAAAGAAGAGAAUGGGAGUUGUGAUCGAACUUCCCGAAGGAGGAAGUCUCCGUGCUCACACCAAAGGAGCUUCAGAGAUAGUUCUUGCUGCUUGUGAUAAAGUUGUGAACUCGAGCGGUGAGGUUGUUCCGCUUGAUGAAGAAUCAAUCAAGUAUCUGAACGUUACUAUCAACGAGUUUGCUAAUGAAGCUCUCCGCACUCUUUGUCUUGCUUAUAUGGAUCUUGAGAACGGGUUUUCGCCGGAUGAAGCAAUCCCUGCUUCGGGGUUUACUUGUGUAGGGAUCGUUGGGAUCAAAGAUCCUGUUCGUCCUGGGGUUAAAGAAUCUGUUGAGCUUUGUCGCCGUGCUGGAAUCACUGUGAGAAUGGUUACGGGAGAUAACAUUAACACGGCUAAGGCAAUUGCAAGAGAAUGUGGGAUUCUUACGGAUGAUGGUAUAGCAAUUGAAGGUCCAGUGUUCAGAGAGAAGAGUCAAGAAGAGUUACUUGAACUGAUUCCAAAGAUUCAGGUGAUGGCUCGUUCUUCACCAAUGGAUAAACACACACUAGUGAAGCAGUUAAGGACAACGUUUGAUGAAGUUGUUGCUGUGACUGGAGAUGGAACAAACGAUGCACCUGCACUUCAUGAAGCUGACAUCGGAUUAGCAAUGGGAAUCGCCGGAACUGAAGUGGCCAAAGAGAGUGCUGAUGUGAUCAUUCUGGACGAUAAUUUCAGCACAAUCGUCACAGUUGCUAAAUGGGGACGUUCUGUUUACAUAAACAUCCAGAAGUUCGUUCAGUUUCAGCUCACGGUUAAUGUUGUUGCACUGAUUGUUAACUUCUCUUCAGCUUGCUUAACCGGGAGUGCUCCUUUAACUGCUGUUCAGUUGCUAUGGGUGAACAUGAUCAUGGACACACUUGGAGCUCUUGCUUUAGCUACAGAGCCACCGAACAACGAGCUGAUGAAACGCUUACCCGUUGGAAGGAGAGGAAACUUCAUCACCAAUGCCAUGUGGAGGAACAUUCUAGGACAGUCUGUGUAUCAGUUCAUAGUCAUUUGGUUUCUUCAGGCCAAAGGGAAGUCUAUGUUUGGUCUUGAUGGUCCUGACUCAACUCUCAUGUUAAACACUCUUAUCUUCAACUGUUUCGUCUUCUGUCAGGUGUUUAAUGAGAUAAGCUCACGAGAGAUGGAAGAGAUCGAUGUUUUCAAGGGAAUACUUGACAACUAUGUCUUUGUGGUUGUGAUCGGUGCAACGGUUUUCUUUCAGAUCAUAAUCAUUGAGUUCUUGGGCACAUUUGCAAGCACCACACCACUCACAAUAGUCCAAUGGAUCUUCAGCAUCAUCAUAGGUUUCUUGGGUAUGCCAAUAGCUGCAGGACUGAAGAUGAUUCCCGUCUGAUCCAUCCAUCAAAUUUAGCGCGAAAAUCGCUCUUUAAAGAGAGCUCUCUUUUCAUCUCUUAGAACAAUUUCUUCAAAAUUUUAGAACAGAAAGUAUUAUGACAAAGUUUUUGCCUUUUGCAAUAACUCUUGUUUUUUUCAUUAUUAAGGACAAGCAACUGAUUUAUGUUUUCUCUAUUUUUGUAAAACACACUGUUUCUUUGAAAUGACUAUCUUUGUUUCUUUUUGAAA